Molecule: messenger RNA, 5087 nt
Organism: Glycine soja
Lineage: Eukaryota; Viridiplantae; Streptophyta; Magnoliopsida; Fabales; Fabaceae
Product: increased DNA methylation 1-like
Exons: 8
Coding region: 362-4153 (1263 amino acids)
Biological process (GO): negative regulation of DNA-templated transcription
Molecular function (GO): transcription corepressor activity
Source: RefSeq, a predicted model, not a curated record
UUUAUCAUCGAUAUUGGCUUAGGCGCUGCAUCUGCAAAAUCUCAGCCCAAACAAACAUCUCUGUACCUCUCUCCCUCUUUCCCUCUCUUUCGCUUAUCAAUUUUCGUUUUAAUUUCUCUACGACUCGGGUCGACCUCCGAUCACUUUGGGUCUAUCGGCGGGGACUUGGGUCGAACUCGCAUGACUCAAUUUACUGCGAGGUACGGAAUCCGUGAAUUUUCCUGCGAGGUAAGAUUCCGUUGAAAUUUUGCUUUGGUCCGAGGGGGAGGGUGGAAUUAGGAUCGAUUUGGCUUCAGAUCUUGGAAUUAGGGUUUAGUAUUGGUUGCAGGUGACGUUAAUUUUGUGAUAGGGGCUUUGGUAGAUGGAAUCGGGGGUGGGAUCGGGUGGUUCUGGGGUUGUGGUGAAGAGCAGAAACUCCUCGGGUUGUUUAAUUGUGCGAAAGAAAGGGGAUGGGUUGGGUGCUACUGCUUCCACCUCUCGGAAGCUCUAUGAAUCCAAGAAAAGGCCAAACAUCAACGUGCCUGUGUCCUCGAGUGAUUCUGGUUCAAGCGACGAGUUGCUGAUGCCUCCUGGUAGAAGGCUUGGUCCCGAGACUAUUCGAGUUUGCAAUGGUUUGGUUGCCUCUGAGCGGGUUGGGAGUGAAAUUAGUCGGAAGAGGGAUAGAGUGGGACGAAUUAGCGGUAGUGGGGAGGGCAUUGGUGCGGAGAAAGGUUUGGAGCAGUGGGAAAGGAAGCGUAGUAAGUUGGAUGUAUACGAUUUCGAUGAAUACGAUGGCAUGGAUGUGGAGAACAUGAGGAGGAGGCAUUUGGAUGGUCCUGGGGGAGGAAGGUUUAUGGGAUCAGUGCAUGCUGCUACAAGUGGCAUUGAUAGGGAUUUCAGAACAGGGUCAAGUGGACGUGUUCUUGAUAAGAGAAAGAACUCCUAUGCUGACAGGCCUAGUUGCUUCUAUCCGGAAGAUUAUGUGUGUAACAGUAGGUUCAAGAUGAACAAUGAUGGAGCUCAGGUACCUCCACCCUCGCAGAGGGAGAAGUUUAAUUCAGACGAGUCCAUUAGGGUUCAGGGGAAGAAUGGUGUUUUGAAGGUAAUGGUUAAUAAGAAGAAGGUGGGUGGUACAUCAGAACAGUAUUAUGAUCAUCACAAACCCUUGGAAAGCAGGCAAAGGUUGAAGACCGAAGAAACUGCCAAGAGGUUGAAGACCGAAGAGACUGCCAAGAGGUUGAAGACUGAGGGGACUGCCAAGAGGAAUAUUCCAAUUCUUAAAAAAAAUGAAAAGAAACCUGUUGAUAAACCAGCAUUACUUAAGAGGCCAGAGAAGAAAAGGACAGCAUCAAGAAAAUCGUUGUCAAGCAAGGACAGUAAGGGUGAUGAGGGGGAUUCAGAUAACAGUGACACAUCAUUGAAUCCAAGAAUAAGAAAUACUGAAGCUCGUAAGUCUGUGAAAAAAAUAAUCUCUGAGGAUGAGCAGACUCCUGUGCGCGAAAAAACCCCAACCACAAGAACGAAAGAAGGAAAAAUCAAGCGUGGUAGUGGUACAGAAAAACAGAAACUGCGGGAACAAAUAAGAGAGAUGCUGCUGAAUUCAGGUUGGACGAUAGACUAUCGACCUCGAAGGAACAGAGACUACCUGGAUGCAGUUUACAUUAAUCCAGCAGGUACAGCCUAUUGGUCUAUCAUCAAGGCCUAUGAUGCUCUUCAAAAGCAAUCAAAUGAUGAUGCUGAUGAGGUCAAGCCCAAAGGGGAUAGUUCUUCUUUUGCUCCUAUUGCUGAUGAGGUUCUCAGUCAGCUAACAAGGAAAACUAGGAAGAAAAUGGAGAAAGAAUUGAAAAAGAAGAAGAAAAGGCAUGAUAGUGAAAGUGAUAAUGAGAAAGAGCCUCAAAUAAGAAGAUCUGCCAGCCACAAGCGUGAUAUGAAUAGCAUGGAUAGUGAUAGCAACGAGGAGAAAUUAAGCUCCUUUAUAAAACAGGGAAAUAGGUCAAUGAAAAACAAAAUGUUUGAAAAUACCUCUAUCAGUGCUCGCUCUAAAAUCCAGAAUGCUACCCAUCAAUCAAGUGAUGGAAUAGAAAAACCAUUAUUUGGAUGUGAUCCUCAUAUACACGGACGGAAGAGUAAAAAACAUGGAAGAUGUACCUUGUUAGUUCGCAGUUCUAACAAAGGAUCAAAUUCAGAAUCUGAUGGCUUUGUUCCAUAUAUGGGCAAGCGGACAGUUCUUGCCUGGUUAAUUGACUCUGGAACAGUAGAGUUAAGCCAAAAGGUUCAGUACCGCAGACGGAAGAAAGUCAUGCUGGAGGGGUGGAUCACAAGAGACGGCAUUCACUGUGGCUGCUGUAGUAAGAUCCUCACAGUUUCAAAGUUUGAGCUUCAUGCCGGUAGCAAAUUGCCUCAGCCAUAUCAAAAUAUAUAUUUGGAAUCUGGAGUUUCUCUUCUACAGUGCCAGAUAGAUGCAUGGAAUAGACAAGAGCAUGCUGAAAAAAUUGGUUUCCAUUCAGUGGAUAUUGAUGGAAAUGAUCCUAAUGAUGAUACUUGUGGUAUAUGUGGAGAUGGAGGGGAUUUAAUCUGUUGUGAUGGCUGUCCAUCAACAUUUCAUCAGAGCUGCUUGGAUAUCCAGAUGCUUCCUCCUGGUGAAUGGCAUUGUCCAAAUUGCACCUGUAAAUUUUGUGGCAUAGCCAGUGAAACUUCUGAUAAAGAUGAUGCAUCUGUGAAUGUCCUACGCACUUGCAUCUUAUGCGAGAAAAAAUAUCAUGACUCUUGCACUAAGGAGAUGGAUACCCUUCCUAAUAAUAUCAAUUCAUCAAGCCUUUCUUUCUGUGGGAAAGAGUGCAAAGAGCUUUCUGAAUACUUGAAGAAAUACCUUGGUACCAAGCAUGAACUAGAAGCGGGGUUUUCAUGGUGUCUCAUUCAUAGAUCAGAUGAAGACUCAGAGGCAGCUUGCAGGGGACUUACCCAGAGGGUAGAAUGCAAUUCCAAGUUGGCUAUUGCACUGACUGUAAUGGAUGAAUGCUUUUUACCUGUUAUUGAUCGGAGGAGUGGGAUCAAUUUAAUCCGCAACAUUUUAUAUAAUAGUGGAUCAAACUUUAGUCGGUUGAGCUAUAGUGGCUUUUACACUGCUAUUUUGGAGAGAGGGGAUGAAAUCAUUGCUGCAGCAUCUAUCAGGUUCCAUGGAACUAAGAUAGCAGAAAUGCCAUUCAUUGGAACACGCCAUAUAUAUAGGCGCCAGGGGAUGUGCCGCCGACUUUUUUCUGCCAUUGAAUUGGCCCUUUGCUCUUUGAAGGUUGAAAAACUAGUUAUUCCUGCAGUUGCUGAACUCACACAUACAUGGACAACAGUUUUUGGCUUCACAUAUCUAGAUGAAUCACUCAGGCAAGAAAUGAAGUCACUGAAUAUGAUGGUCUUCCCCGGUAUAGAUAUGUUACAGAAGCUGUUGGUGGAACAAGGAAACCAUGAAGGUUCUGAGAAAAUGGAAAAUGGAGACAACGAUUUUAUCAAGACCAAAAUGGGAAAUAAGUCAGAUAUGGGUUCUUCAACUCCACAAGAUUCUCAUGGUAGUGAUGAUGUUAGUUCAAAUCCUGCUAAUGAGACGAAUGAUGAAUGCAGCGAUGCUUCUCAGGAACUAAAUAACCAAGUUUUGGUUGAUGGGAUUAUCUGUUCCAAAUCUCAUUCUGAGGAAAUGAUGUCUGAUCCAAUUUCAGAUAAAUGUGAUUCUCCUUCUAGAACUAGUAACAGUGAACUAGAAAUGAAGAAUAAAGUAGCGGCUGCUCCUCCUGUUGAUAGAUUAGAUUCUUCUACCAAAUGUCAAUCCAUUUCUCCAAUUGACACUUCUGUUAGUAGUCACCCAGUAGAUAUUUUGAAAGUUCAAGCUUUGGUUCAGGAAACUACUUAUUCUGAUCCAUGUUCAGAAGAAGAAAACCUUGACAAGAAGUGUCACUCAUCCACUGCUAUGAAUUGUGAUUCGUCAGAGCUUGACAUCAAUCCAGUGUUGAAUUCUCAAAUGGCAGACAAUACUCUGCCUACUAAAGAGGUUUGUAUGAAUGACACUCUUGAAGUUGUUCCUUCAGGGAAUAUAUCUGAAGAUAAUAUUACAAAGAGAAAUAAUCGAAAUGUAGAUGAAUCCAGUUCUGCUCUCAAUCAUGCUGAUGAGAGUUUGUUUCAAGUAUGAUCUGAUUCCAAUGGUGAAAUUGGAUGUGAAAAUGAGAAGGAUUUACGUUUGAACCCAGGAGUUGCUUCAAAUAAAAUGUAUUUUUGAUGAAAGUGGCAUAAAUGCUUCCGGUGAUUGUUCCGAGACUGUUCUGGUCUAACAGAAUGACUAAGUUCUGUACUGCCCGUGAUACUCUCCUUAAGUUUUUUUUUUCCAGAGCUUCAUUGCCUUGUAAGCAAGUCAAUUUUCAAGGCAUUUGAAGCUUCUGCGAUGUGCUUUGAUCUGGGUAUUAUGAAUAAGUUUUAUUGAUGUUGAGGGAAAUAUUGUUUGGUCCCUUGUCAUUUGAGUGGAUUUUUAAGGUUAAAAGUAGCCAACUUCAUUUUAUGUGAAUGUUUCUUCUGCCAAAAAGAUUCAACCGCAUCUGGCACUAGGCAUGUUGCCGUAUGAUCAUGUAGCCGGAUAGGUGAAGUUACUCGGGAGUAAUAUACAACGGCCCUUCAACAGAAGCAAAUACUGAUUGUGCUGUUCCUACUGUAUAUCUGAAUCUGGUAGAGUGGAUGCAGGUUUCUGCUCAAUCCCUUUGUUCCACUCCAUGUCCGCAGUAAUUCAUCAAUCGCCACAUGACAUAAUCAAUUGUACUUUUAGCAAUUUUUUUUUUACAUAUAUUUUUUCCUUUUUUUUAAGACUAGAUUGGUAGCAUGUGUAAUGUGUUUAAUAUGGCGAGACUAUAUUUAAUGAGUAAUCGAGGGAAGCAAGAAAUUAUGAUUCUUCCCUUCCAACCCGAGGUCCUUGUGUUCGGUUGUGGAGGUGUGGUCCAUUUCUGGCAGUUCAUAGAAUUGGGUCAUAAUGUGGGAUUUUUUGGGUGGCCCUAUGCUGGGUCUCUUGGUGUACACUGUUCAGCAAAUGACAAUUGUAUUUCAUGACUUCUGGUGAGGCUUUUAUUUUGUGUUUUUUA